GAGACGGGACUCGCUUGGCUUGUGCUCGGCAGGCAGGGACCAUGCAGGGCAGCCCCGCCGCGCGGACUCUGCUGCCCGCGCUGCUGAUGCUGCUGCUAGUGGCGGGCAGGGGCGGCGGGGUCCGGGCGCAGCAGCCGCCCCCGCCGGGCAGCCCCGCGUUCUCCUACCCCUCGGCGCUGGGACCCCCGGAAGACGCCUCCAUCGUGGUGGCCAACCGCGGGCUGCGCGUGCCCUUCGGCCGCUCCGUCUGGCUGGACCCGCUGAGCGACCUGGUGCUGCAGGUGCAGCCGGGGGACCGCUGCCACCUGCGCGUCUUGGACGACGACCCCCUGUGGCUGCGCCCGGGCCGCCUGACCCCGCCGCGCUUCCCUUGCGACUUCGGCCCCGGGGAGGUGACGUACUGGCACCUGGGCUCCCGCAGCCCGUCCCGGGACCGGGUCCGCCUGCAGCUGCGCUACGACUCGCCCAGCCGCGCCGUGGUGCUGCCCCUGGCGCUGGAGGUGGAGGUGCUCUUCGCCCAGCUGGAGAUCGUCACCCGCAACCUGCCGCUCACCGUGGAGAGCCUGCUGGGCACCAGCAACGCGCUGGACGGCCGCAGCCUGGAGUUCGCCUUCCAGCCGGGCAGCCAGCGCUGCAGGGUGGGCGCCCUGCCGGGGCUGGGCGGGCUGCCCCGCUACGGGGAGCUCCUCAGCCUGCCGGCUGCCCCGUGGCAUGCCUCGGCGGCCGGCGCCCCGUCGCCCUCGCUCUGGUGGGAGUGCGAGGAGUUCCUGCGGCUGGGGCUGCGCUACCGGCACGCGGCGGCCGGCCGCUCCCCGAACCGAGACUCGCUGCCCCUGGUGGUGGAGCUGCGGGAGGCGGCGGGCGCCGGCGCGCUGCUGAAGCGGGAGCAUUUCCAGGUGCUGGUGCGGAUCCGGGCGGGCGCCGAGAACACGCCGCCCCGGCCCAGCUUCGUGGCCAUGCUGAUGAUGGAGGUGGACCAGUUCGUGCUCACCGCCCUCACCCCGGACAUGCUGGCGGCCGAGGACGCCGAGUCGGCCCCGGACCUGCUGCUCUUCAACAUCACCUCCCCCUUCGGGCCGGGCCAGGGCCACGUGGUCAGCACCGACGACCGCAGCCUGCCCAUCGCCUCCUUCAGCCAGCGGGACGUGCGGGAGCUGCGGGUCGCCUACCAGCCGCCGGCGGAGGACUCGGCCCGGGAGCGGCUCUUCGAGCUGGAGCUGGAGGUGCUGGACCCCGAGGGCGCUGCCUCCGAGCCCUUCGCCUUCAUGAUCGUGGUGAAGCCCAUGAACACGCUGGCGCCCGUGGUGACCCGCAACACAGGCCUGGUGCUCUACGAGGGGCAGUCGCGGCCGCUCUCCGGCCCGGGCCCCAGCCCCAGCCUGCUCAUCAGCGAUGAGGACGACCUGGAGCAGGUGCGGGUCAGUGUGCUGGCGGGGCUGCGGCACGGGCACCUGGCCCUGCUGGAGGAGCCCCUGGCCCUGCUGGGGGAGUCCCAGGCCCGCAAGCACUUCACGGUGGCCGAGCUGAUGGCUGGCCGCAUCAUCUACCAGCACGACGGCAGCGAGUCCCCGCUCAGCGACAACCUGGUGCUGCGGCUGGAGGACGGCGGCGCCCGGCACCGUGUCGAGUUCCUCUUCCCCAUCACCCUGGUGCCCACCGAUGACCAGCCGCCCCUGCUCAACGCUAACACGGGGCUGUCCUUGGCUGAGGGCGACAUGGCCCCCAUCCCCGCCCGUGCCCUCAGCGCCACCGACAUCGACUCAGACGACGCUACACUGCGCUUUGUGCUGGAGUCCGGGCCCGGCGCAGGGCAGCUGCUGCUCCGUCAGGCCCAGCCACCCCCGGGCUGGGAGGGUGAGAAUGGGGGCUCCCCCUGGAGGAGGGUGCUGGGCUUGCCUGGGGAUCCCCCAGUGUACGAGAGGCUGGUGAGUGAGUGGCUGCAGCAGGACAUUGUGGAAGGGCGGCUCUUCUACCAGCACCUCGGGCACCCCGGCCCCAGGGUGGUGCUGGACCAGUUUGUCUUUAGGGUCCAGGAUGACAACGACCCACCCAACCGCUCUGGGCCCCAGAGCUUUGUGAUCCGGGUGCACCCAGUGGACCGCCUGGCCCCAGUGCUUCAUGGUGGCAGCAGCCUGCGUCUGGUGGUGGCUGAGCAGCAGGUAACCCCACUGCGGAGGAAGCACCUGCGCUAUACAGAUCAGGACUCUGGGGACCGGGAGAUCCACUACACCGUCACCCAGCCCCCCACUGACACAGACUCCAACCACCCCGGGGGGGCCAAGGGCACCCGCCUGGGAUCACUGGUGCUGACUGAUGACCACUCAGUGGAGGUGAUGCAUUUCACCCAGGCCCAGAUCAACCACCACAAGAUCUCCUACCGGCCCCCACAGCAGGAGCUGGGGGUGGCUCCCCGCCUGGCUCAGUUCCAGUACCGGGUGGAGGAUGCAGCUGGUAAUGCUGCCCUAGGCACCUUCACCAUCUACCUGCAGCCCAUAGACAACCAGCCCCCUGAGAUAACCAACAGCGGCUUUACUGUGUAUGAGGGGGGAAGGCAUGUGCUGGGCCUGGCUGAGCUGGAUGCUAGUGACACUGACACUGAGCCCACUCACCUCGAGUUCACCCUGACCCAGGCUCCCCAGCAUGGACAAUUGCAGCUCUCUGGGCACAGCCUGGCCAUGGGAGCAGCCUUUGGUUUAGAGGAUAUUAAACAUGGCAGGUUGGUCUAUGUGCACAGUGGUGCUGAGUCUCACAAUGAUGCCUGUAGUCUGGAUGUGACUGAUGGGGUCCAUGUGGUGCCCAUCACACUGAAGGUGACCGUGCACCCUGUGGAUGAUGAGGUGCCCACCUUACGGCUGCCCCCAGGGACACUUGGCUCCUACUUGGACGUGCUGGAGAAUGGUGCGGCUGAGAUCACCGCUAAUGUCAUCCAGGGCACGGAUGAGGAUACGGAUGAUCUGAUGCUGACUUUCAUUGUGGAGGACCCUCCCCAACAUGGGGACAUCCUGUUCCAGGGUGUGCCUGCAGAAAGGUUUUCCCAGAGAGACGUGCUGGAUGGGGCUGUGGUAUAUGCUCACACAGGUGGUGAAAUAGGGCUGCUGCCCAAAGAAGAUACUUUUAACCUCACUCUUUCUGACCUGUCUGAAGAGUGGAGCAUUGGGAGCAAUGUUGUUCAGGGAGUUUCAGUGCUGGUGACCAUCCUUCCUGUUGACAGUCAAGCCCCUGAGGUUUUUGUGGGGGAACACUUAAUGGUAGUGGAGGGUGACAAAAGGGUCAUUACACAUGCCCACUUAAGGGCUGAAGAUGUGGAUACACCCAGUGAUGAUAUUCUGUGCACCAUAGUUGCUCAGCCCACCUCUGGUUAUGUAGAGAACAUCUCUCCAGCCCUAGGAUCUGAAAAGUCCAGAGCAGGUACAGCUAUAAGUGCCUUUACUUUGAAAGACCUCAGGCAAGGGCACAUUUUUUACGUUCAAAGCAUCCAUAAGGGUGUGGAGCCUGUUGAAGACAGGUUCACUUUCCGCUGCUCUGAUGGCAUUAACUUUUCCGAAAGGCACUUCUUCCCCAUUGUCAUUAUUCCAACCAAUGACGAAGAGCCUGAAAUCUUUAUGCGAGAGUUUGUAGUGAUGGAAGGCAUGAGCCUGGUUAUUGAUACUCCCAUCCUCAAUGCAGCAGAUGGGGACAUCCCUGCUGAUGAACUGACCUUCACUAUCACUAAGUUUCCCAAGCAUGGCCACAUUGUGAACCAGCUGAUCAAUGGGACUGUCUUAGUGGAGAGCUUCACCCUGGAUCAGAUAACUGAGAGCUCCAGCAUUAUCUAUGAACAUGAUGACUCUGAAACAAAGGAAGACAGCUUUGAGGUGAAACUCACAGAUGGUAAACAUGCUGUAGAGAAAACUGUGCUCAUCAUGGUUAUUCCUGUGGAUGAUGAGACACCCAGAAUGACCAUCAAUGAUGGGCUGGAAAUUGAAAUAGGGGAGACUAAAAUCAUUCACAACAGAAUACUGAAGGCUACUGAUCUAGAUUCUGAAGAUAAAACCUUGACUUAUGUUCUAAGGUAUGGGCCAGGACAAGGGCUCUUACAAAGAAUAAAACUUUCAGGUGGGGUUGAGAAUAUCACUCUUGGAAUGAACUUUACCCAAGAUGAAGUGGACAGAAAUUUAAUUCAGUACAUGCAUUUUGGCCAUGAAGGUAUUCGGGAUCUUAUCAAAUUUGAUGUUACAGAUGGGAUAAAUCCUCUCAUUGACAGAUAUUUUUAUGUGACCAUAGGUAGCAUUGAUAUUGUCUUCCCAGACGUGAUCAGCAAAGGGGUGUCCUUAAAGGAAGGGGGGAAAGUUACACUUACCACUGAUUUACUGAGCACCAGUGACUUGAAUAGCCCAGAUGAGAACUUGGUUUUCAGUAUUACCCGGGCACCUGUUCGUGGCCAUCUCGAAUGCACGGAUCAGUCUGGGAUGCCCAUCACCACCUUCACUCAGCUCCAGUUAGCAGGCAAUAAAAUCUACUAUAUUCACACCUCAGAAGAUGAGGUGAAAAUGGACAGCUUUGAGUUUGAAGUGACUGAUGGUUAUAACCCAGUAUUUCGCACUUUCCGAAUUUCCAUUAGUGAUGUGGAUAAUAAAAAGCCAGUGGUCACAAUCCAUACCCUGGUGGUGAGCGAAAGUGAAAAUAAACUGAUAACCCCCUUUGAACUGACGGUGGAAGACAGAGACACCCCUGAUAUGUUGCUUAAAUUUAUUAUCACCCAAGUGCCGGUUCACGGUCAGCUCAUGUUCAAUAACACCAAGCCGGUUACAUCCUUUACCAAACAAGAUCUGAAUGAAAAUCUUAUAAGCUACAAACAUGAUGGCACAGAGUCAGCUGAAGACAGCUUCUCUUUCACUGUUACAGAUGGGACCCAUACUGAUUUCUAUGUCUUCCCUGACACAGUGUUUGAAACAAGGAAACCCCAAACAAUGAACAUUCGGAUAAUGGCCGUGGACAAUAGUGUACCCCAAAUUGUAGUAAAUAAGGGUGCCCCUUCUCUCCGUGUUUUGACUACUGGCCACUUGGGUUUUAUGAUUACCAACAAAGUGUUCAAAGUGGAAGACAGGGACAGCUUGCACGUUACCCUCAAGAUCAGGAUCACAGAGGCUCCUCGCCAUGGCUUCCUGAUCCAUCUGGGAAAAGGCAACCAUAGUAUCACUCAGUUCACACAAGCUGAUAUUGAUGACAUGAAGAUAUGCUAUGUUUUAAGAGAAGGUGAUAACGCCACUAGUGACCUUUUCCAUUUUACCGUUGAAGAUGGUGGAGGCAAUAAGCUGAAGAGCCAGCAUUUUCGUUUGAACUGGGCCUGGAUCUCUUUAGAGAAGGAAUAUUAUUUGGUAAAUGAAGACUCUAAAUAUCUAGAUGUUGUUCUUAAGCGGAGAGGUUACCUGGGAGAAACCUCUUUUAUUAGUAUUAGCACUAAAGAUGGAACUGCUGAGAGGGAUAAAGACUUCAAAGGAAAAGCCCAGAAGCAGGUGCAAUUCAAUCCUGGCCAAACCUUAGCUACCUGGAGAGUGCGGAUUUUGAGUGAUGGUGAACAUGAGCAGUCUGAGACCUUCCAAAUUGUGCUUUCUGAGCCUGUCAUGGCUGUCCUAGAGUUUCCUGAAGUGGCUACAGUGGAAAUUAUUGACCCAGGAGAUGAAUCAACCGUUUUUAUUCCUCAAUCCACAUACACAAUUGAAGAAGACAUUGGGGAACUGUUCAUUCCUGUCAGAAGAAGUGGAGAUGUCAGCCAGGAAUUGAUGGUGAUCUGCUAUACACAGCAAGGAACAGCAACUGGUACUGUCCCAAUGUCUGUGCUGUCCUACUCAGAUUACAUAUCCAGGCCCGAGGACCAUAACAGCAUUCUCCGCUUUGACAAAGAUGAACGAGAGAAAAUGUGCCGUAUUGUCAUCAUAGAUGAUUCCCUGUAUGAAGAAGCUGAGACAUUUGAUGUUCUGCUGAGCAUGCCGAUGGGUGGAAGAAUUGGUUCGGAAUUCCCAGGGACUCAGGUUACUAUUGUGCCUGACAAAGACGAUGAACCAGCCUUCUACUUUGGAGAUGUUGAAUACUAUGUUGAUGAGAGUGCUGGCUUUGUUGAGGUGCAUGUCUGGAGAACUGGAACUGAUUUGUCCAAAGCUGCUACUGUUACAGUGAGGUCUCGCAAAACUGAACCAAUAACUGCAGAGGCUGGGGUAGACUACGUAGGCAUCAGUCGUAAUUUGGAUUUUGCCCCUGGAGUCAACAUGCAGACUUUCCGUGUGAUCAUUCUGGAUGACCUUGGACAGCCAGUAUUAGAAGGAAUUGAGAGGUUUGAGCUUGUGCUGCGAAUGCCCAUGAAUGCUAUCCUUGGAGAACCAAGCAAAGCUACCAUCUUCAUCAAUGACUCAGUCUCUGAUUUGCCUAAGAUGCAGUUUAAAGAACCUAUGUACAUUGUCAACGAAAAUGAUGAAGAGAUUUCUGCCAUGAUAUAUAGGAGCGGGGAUAUCCGCUACACAUCUACAGUACGCUGCUAUAGUCGGCAGGGUUCAGCCCAGGUAAUGAUGGACUUUGAAGAACGUCCUAACACUGACGAUUCCAUCAUCACUUUCCUUCCUGGUGAGACUGAGAAACCUUGCACCCUCAUACUUGUGGACGACUCUCUCCAUGAAGAAGAGGAGGAGCUUCGUCUGGUUCUUGGCACUCCAAGAAGUGAUUCCUCCUAUGGUGCUUCUAUUGGCGAACAAAAUGAAACCCUGAUAAGGAUCAGAGAUCAUGCAGACAAGGCCAUUAUUAAGUUUGGUGAGACCAAAUUUAGUGUCAGUGAACCAAAAGAUACAGGACAGCUGGUGGUUGUAAAAAUUCCAGUGCUUCGUCUGGGAGACACGUCAAAGGUUUCCAUUGUGAGGGUUCACACAAAGGAUGGCUCUGCCACCUCUGGAGAAGACUACCACCCCAUGUCAGAAGAAAUUGAAUUUAAGGAGGGUGAAACACAGCACAUUGUGGAGAUUGAGGUUCUUUUUGACGGUGUUAGAGAGAUGAGAGAGGCCUUCACUGUUCACCUGAAGCCUGAUGAGAACAUGGUGGCAGAGAUACAGACAGCCAAGGCCAUUGUGUACAUUGAAGAAAUGAACAGCAUGGCGGAUGUCACCUUUCCUUCAGUCCCUCAGGUUGCUUCUCUUUUGGUAUAUGAUGAUACUUCUAGAGCAAAAGACAGACCUGGUCCAGUUGCUGGCUACCCUGUUGUCUGUAUCACGGCUUGCAAUCCUAAGUAUACAGACUAUGACAAGACAGGUUCAAUAUGUGCCAGCGAGAAUAUCAAUAACACGCUGACUCGAUACCGAUGGCUGGUUAGUGCCCCUACUGGCCCUGACGGUGUGACCAGUCCAAUGAGAGAGGUUGACUUUGAUACAUUCUUCACUUCCUCCAAGAUGAUCACACUGGACUCCAUCUACUUUCAAGCUGGUUCUCGGGUUCAGUGUGCAGCUCGUGCUGUAAAUUCAGAUGGGAAUGAAGGCCUAGAGCUCAUGAGUCCCAUUGUAACAAUAAGCACAGAUGAGGGUCUUUGCCAGCCCCGGGUGCCAGGUGUGGUUGGGGCAGAGCCAUUCUCUGCCAAGCUGCGCUACACUGGACCGGAAGAUCCAGACUAUGCUAAUCUCAUCAAACUGACCAUCACAAUGCCUCAUAUUGAUGGCAUGUUACCUGUUAUCUCCACGAGGGAGCUGUCCAACUUCGAGCUAACCCUCAGCCAUGAUGGAACUAGGGUGGGAAAUCAUAAAUGCUCCAACCUGUUGGAUUACACAGAAGUGAAGACUCACCAUGGCUUCUUGACUGAUGCUACCAAAAAUCCAGAUGUGAUUGGAGAGACCAUUCCCUACCAACACAGUGCGUCAAUCAGGGGCACCGGUACUUUACGCUUCUACCGAAAUCUGAACCUGGAGGCCUGUUUAUGGGAGUUUGUCAGCUAUUAUGACAUGUCUGAGCUCCUCACUGAUUGUGGAGGCACCAUUGGGACAGAUGGACAGGUCCUCAACCUAGUGCAGUCCUAUGUGACCUUGCGAGUCCCCUUGUAUGUCUCCUAUGUUUUCCAUUCACCUGUGGGUAUAGGUGGCUGGCAGCAUUUUGACCUACAGUCUGAACUUCGGCUGACUUUUGUGUAUGACACUGCCAUCUUGUGGAAGGAUGGAAUUGGCAGCCCACCUGAAGCAGAGCUCCAAGGUUCUCUCUACCCAACCAGUAUGCGCAUCAGUGAAGAAGGGCGUUUGGUUGUCAACUUCAAGACUGAAGCCCGAUUUCAUGGUUUAUUUGUGAUGUCUCAUCCUGCCUCCACUCUGAGCUCCAUGGUUAUGUCAGCUGAUCACCCAGGCCUGACAUUUAGCCUCAGCCUUGUGCGGACUGAACCAACAUACAACCAACCAAUACAGCAAUGGAGCUUUGUUUCAGAUUUUGCGGUCCGAGACUAUUCUGGGACAUACACCGUGAAGCUGAUAGCUUGUACCACGGUGCCUCACCAGGAGUACAGUGUACCAGUGAUCUGUAGUCCUAGAGAGCCAAUCACAUUUGACCUCGAUAUCCGAUUCCAACAGGUCAGCGACCCAGUGGCUGCUGAGUUCAGCCUGAAUACCCAGAUGUUCCUCCUCUCGAAGAAGACUCUCUGGUUAUCUGAUGGCUCGAUGGGAUUUGGGCAGGAGAGUGAUGUUGCUUUCACAGAAGGUGAUAUUAUAUAUGGUCGUGUGAUGGUGGAUCCAGUACAGAACCUGGGUGAUUCCUUUUACUGUAGCAUUGAGAAGGUUUUCCUGUGCACCGGAGCGGAUGGAUAUGUACCCAAGUAUAGUCCACCAAAUGCAGAAUAUGGCUGUCUAGCUGAUUCUCCAUCCCUCUUAUAUAGAUUUAAGAUUGUGGACAAAGCUCAGCCAGAGACACAAGCCACAAGCUUUGGAAAUGUGCUUUUUAAUGCAAGACUAGCCAUAGAUGAUCCUGAGGCAAUUCCUUUAGUCAAGCAACCUGGCUCGGAUGGAUUUAAAGUAGACUCAACACCACUGUUUCAGGUGUCUUUGGGUAGAGAGUGGUACGUACAUACAAUCUACACUGUGAGAUCAAAAGAAAGUGCCAAUCGAGGUAUUGGCAAAAGAAGUGUGGAGUACCAAUAUCACUCUUUGGUCAGUGGUGGGAAUCCAGGAACUUCAAUGCAGAUACGACAGAAGAGAGGGGUCAAAGAAGCUCCAGAGCUUGCUAAAGAAAUUGGCAUAGAAAACAGCAGAGGAACUAACAUUCAGCACAUAGCUUUGGAUCGCACCAACAAGAAACAGAUCCCACAAAGAGAAGUUACAGUCAAUGGAAUUCUCCCCAGGGAGCUGAAUAACAGAAACCCAGAGGUCAACAUAAUCACCAUCACUGGUGGAGCUGCUGCCGUUUUACUUGCCAUUGGUUUAAUUGCAAUUAUUAUUUUGUUUUUCAAGCAUAAACAGAGCUCAGAGAAGAAAGAAGUCACAAAGGGUUCAGAGAGCAGUGAGCCAAUGAUGCCACCACAUAAUUACACUACUGACAGCUCUGAGGUUUGAUUCCAAGACCAUGGGAUUUGAACCUGUCUCCAGAGUGCCUUAAAGAUAAACUUGAACUGCUCCUUGUUAGCAGACGGUCACCAUUAUGCUUGGAAAUGAAAAGGAUCGUAUGGCUCUAACUGUACUUGAAAAUACUGAUUUGAGCUCUUGCUACCAUUCUCAAACAUAAAGGAAGAAUCCAACCCAAACCUCCUGUUUUGCACAGUAGGCAACCCUGAUGUCCGUACAUCAUGCGCUAACAAUAAGCUGCAGUGAAAGAAACUGCAUCGCAAGGGAGUGAUUUUUUGUUUUGUUUUUGUGUUUUCUGUCAAUUAAAAAGAGAAGAAAUUAUCCAAAGGUGCUUGUGGGCCCCUCUCGGCAAUACAAAAGGAAGUCUCUUAUUACUAUACUCUUGUCUACUUGGGAGGUGCAAUGCUGACACUCUCUGAAUGUUUCUCAGAAAGAACUUCCUUGUUGUUGUUAGUCUGUAGAGUGUGAAAAUCCCCUGGCCUGAUUCAUCCCAGUUAGAAGUCCUUCGGCUUCAGUUAAGUUACACCACUGAUGAAUUGUAUCGCUUGCGUUUAACUGACAUUUCUUCCAAAGACCAUUAGAUUAGUCACAACAGAGUUAUAAGCAGGCACAUAUGCCAGGGUACAUUACACAUUCUUCACUGGCAGAGACUGGGAACUCACAAUCAGCUAUUUGUUCUGACUUUUUUUUCUUGUUCUGUUUUUUUCCUUAUUUACGUUUAUAUAAAGCCAAAGAAUAUGAUAAUGUCCAAAAGGAAGCUUGAUUUUUACAAACGCUGGACAGUUGUGUCCUCUUAUGCUUAUAAUGGAUUAUAAAAGUAUUUGUACAGUAUUGUAUUUGUCAGUGCACAUCCAAUGGUGGGAAAUGCAUGAGUUGGUAACAUUGCAGAGUCUAGAGGAAGGAUAGUGUUAGAUUCAAAAUGCAGAAGACAAGGUUCUGUCCGAACUGAGGCUAUGAGUUGUGAUGUAGAAUUCAGUGCUUACUAGGCAGUUACCACAUUACAAGUGGCAACAAUGGGAAGAAAAUACAAACAUUUUAUGGGAGCAAGUCAUAUUUAUUAAGUUGAUGCAUAAUCAUUGUGCCUCUUGAGAAACAUGCUGUUUUAUGAGUAACUUUACUUUUGAAAGAAUAAUUUUGGUUUUCUCUGUCUUUUUGGUUAAGGUAAUAUGACAGCAGCAUGAUCUGCAGAAGACUGGAUCAGUGGUGCUUCAUUACAGUGUUUAUCCAGUUAGGGCCUGAUCCACCCAAAAGGUGUCUCUGCAGCUGCUGGCCCACAGAAUCAUAGACUAUCAGGGUUGGAAGGGACCCCUGAAGGUCAUCUAGUCCAACCCCCUGCUCGAAGCAGGACCAAUUCCCAGUUAAAUCAUCCCAGCCAGGGCUUUGUCAAGUCUGACCUUAAAAACCUCUAAGGAAGGAGAUUCUACCACCUCCCUAGGUAACGCAUUCCAGUGUUUCACCACCCUCUUAGUGAAAAAGUUUUUCCUAAUAUCCAAUCUAAACCUCCCCACUGCAACUUGAGACCAUUACUCCUCGUUCUGUCAUCUGCUACCAUUGAGAACAGUCUAGAGCCAUCCUCUUUGGAACCCCCUUUCAGGUAGUUGAAAGCAGCUAUCAAAUCCCCCCUCAUUCUUCUCUUCUGCAGGCUAAACAAUCCCAGCUCCCUCAGCCUCUCCUCAUAAGUCAUGUGUUCUAGACCCCUAAUCAUUUUUGUUGCCCUUCGCUGGACUCUCUCCAAUUUAUCCACAUCCUUCUUGUAGUGUGGGGCCCAAAACUGGACACAGUACUCCAGAUGAGGCCUCACCAAUGUUGAAUAGAGGGGAACGAUCACGUCCCUCGAUCUGCUCGCUAUGCCCCUACUUAUACAUCCCAAAAUGCCAUUGGCCUUCUUGGCAACAAGGGCACACUGCUGACUCAUAUCCAGCUUCUCGUCCACUGUCACCCCUAGGUCCUUUUCCGCAGAACUGCUGCCUAGCCAUUCGGUCCCUAGUCUGUAGCAGUGCAUUGGAUUCUUCCAUCCUAAGUGCAGGACGCUGCACUUAUCCUUAUUGAACCUCAUCAGAUUUCUUUUGGCCCAAUCCUCCAAUUUGUCUAGGUCCUUCUGUAUCCUAUCCCUCCCCUCCAGCGUAUCUACCACUCCUCCCAGUUUAGUAUCAUCCGCAAAUUUGCUGAGAAGCUCUGUCAUCUCCACAGUCUUGGGCAGUUGUCCUUGCUCUGAGCGAGUCUGACCCCUCUCUCACACUCUCAUAAAGCAGGAGUAAUUCCAUUGCAGUCAGUGGAGUUAAACCAGUGUCAGAUCAGAAUCAGGCUCUUUAUGCCAUUUCUAGAACAUCCUCUUUCUCUACUAUCGAAUCACGGAGGGACUCAUUCUGGUCUCUUUUACUCUGGAGUUACACUGAUGUGAGUCCAGUGACUUCAGAGGAGUUACUCUAGAUUUGCACCAGUGACUGAGAUCAGAAUCUAACCCACUGAUUCCUUAUGGGUUUAUCCUAAUGGGCUGUAUGAUCUAAAGACAUUUUCAGCACUCUCAGGGUAUGUCUACAGUGCAGUUAGAGACUCGCAGCUGGCCCGUGCCCAGCUUUCUCAGGCUCGCAGGACUCAGGCUAAAAGGCAGUUUAAGCCCAAGUCAGCUGGCAUGGGCCAGCCAUGAGCAUCUACUUGCAGUGUAGACUUACCCUGAGAGCCACACUCUACCUUUCUCCUGUUUAAAUCAGCCAGAAAGCGUACUGGCCUUCAAAUGUUACCAAACAUUUUUGGCCUGAAAGAGUUAUUUACAGAAGCCACCCCAUGUAUUAUAACUUUCUCCCACUAAGUUCACCAUUGAUGUGCUGUAUGUCGCUAAUGAUGUUUGUGUUUUUGAGACCCAUGUUAUAACUCAUGCCAGAUGUAUCAAAGAUUUAACUGGCAGAUAUUUUUUGCUUUUACCUCAAAUUCAGAAGUAGAUAAGUAGCAACAACAAUCUAGGGCCAAAUAUGCCUUUGUGUCUGCAUACCAAGCCCACUGAGAUCAAUGGGAGUAAUGCACAGCCAAAUGCAGAAUUUGUCCCCUAGGUUCUACAUGUACAGAGAAGAAGCAAUACAUGACUCUAUAGUAAAAUGGAACAUAUGUAAAUAAUAGCAUACAUCAGUAUUUAUAAUAGGCCUGUUUUCUACAAGCAGAGAAGUAAUUUAAAAAAAAGUUAUAAUAAAAACAGAAAUUAGGGAUUUAUCACUAGAGCUAUGUUUCUGCUUUUGAAUGUUAACAAAUAGGAAUGCCAUUUGGUAACAUUGAUACAAGAUCUUCUUGUUAUUCCUCUUAUGAAGUCAAUCCGGGACCCAUUUAUUUUACAAGCCAAAUACUGAGGCUGUUAGGCAGUGUAGUAAUUACUUUAAACAAGCCCAACGCAAUUACUAAUUACUCGGAGGACUGUGUAAGUGUACAAUAGAAAGCAGCAUAGCACCCUUAGGGUACUGGACCGGUAACUGAGCAGUUAUCCAAAUUCAGUUUAUUUAAAAUCUUUGCUUUGUUGGGGAUUAAAGUCGCUAGUGUUCUGGGUUUUUUUAAAAAAAACCACUAUAUAAAACAAUAUAGAAUCAAAGCUGCUGAUAAAAAAAAGGUGGGGGGGAAAUGAAACACUGAAAAGAUAGAUAAGUAUCAAUGAGAUGCAUGAGGUGAGAUCCUGAAAUCCUCUCUUACAAAACACCCAUUGGUUUCAGUAAGGUCUGCCAGAUUUGUGCCAUAAUUAACAAAUUGGAUUUCUUAGAAUUCAGCGGGUUAUAAAUACAUCUGUAACAGAAUGCCUUUGUAUUAUGGCUUCAGAAUCUCAGUUUUCACCACGAUCAUUUGAGGCCUAUUGACAUUUGCCCUUCUGCUUAAAAAGGGGCUUUGUGUAUAGUGAUUUGAAUAAGUGCCUCAAUCCCAGUUACUGUGCACAGAUACAUUUAUAUUUAUCUAUGCACUCAAUGAAUUAACUGUAUAUAUUUAACCUAUUUGCAGAUUUUUGUACUGAGCCUACUUUCCCAGGGAGAGCUUAUACUACCAGCAAUAACCAGCAUUGUUAGGACUUUUAUAUAGUAAUUACUGUAUUGUAAUUUGUUGUUUGGAUGCAUAUAGAUUUUGUUACACUGUCAAAAUGAUUUGCACCCAUAUUUAUUUGAAACAACUUGUUUGUUUAUGGCUGUUGUAUUUGGCAUUUAUAUCAGGAAAAAAAUAAAGCUACUUCCCCUUUUGGUUAUUAAUCAAGUAUUUAUAUGUAUCAGAUGAUUGAGAAUGGCCAGUAAUACACUACUGGGGUAAACACUGUAAUUUAUAAUUCAGACAGUCAAGCACAAAUUUACCAUAGUCUGGAAUAAACCUCUUUUUUUUUUUCA
Molecule: messenger RNA, 13894 nt
Organism: Caretta caretta (loggerhead turtle)
Lineage: Eukaryota; Metazoa; Chordata; Testudines; Cheloniidae
Gene: FREM2
Product: FRAS1 related extracellular matrix 2
Biological process (GO): anatomical structure morphogenesis; cell communication
Cellular component (GO): membrane
Source: RefSeq, a predicted model, not a curated record